AUGACAAUCCAGUGGGAUGAGAAGAAGAAGAAAUGGGUGGAUGUCAAUGCAGACGAAGACGAGAGCGAUGCAGCCCCUGCAGCGCCCCCUACUGACCGUGAGCUCCACUCAUCGGUGCCGCAAUCUGCCGAUCCCCAGGGUGGGGGAAGCACCCAGGGACCUCCAGGCCCACCAGCCUCCGGAGAUAACAAAUUCAGACGCCCAGCCAAGCGGAAUUAUGUGGACGUCUUUCAAGGCAACGCUAAGCCAGCAACUCUCUCCUCAGCCCAACCCCCAAGCAACCUGUUCCAGACCCUCCCUACAGGACCUCCAGCGACCAACAUGAACUUCUUUGUCCCAGGAGCUGUUGCAGAUGACACAACUGAUUCCAACCAGCAGCCUCAGUUCUUUAACCCAAACACAUUCGGCAGCAGUGCCAACAGCAACGCCAAUGCUUCAACAGAUCAACAACAGUAUCAACAGAAUCAGUAUCAACAACAACAACAACAACAACAGCAACAACAGCCGCCAUCGAUGUACCAAGUCGGCAACACGCAGCCUACCCAGUCUCAACAGGAGGAAAAUAAUACCCAAGAUGAACCCCCCGCCCAGCCGAGUCAGCCCCAGCAACCCCCAACCCAACCGGCAGGACCGAUGUUCUUCAACCCACAGAACAUGCCCACCAUGCCCCCCUCAGGGCCAGCCAUGCCCCCCUCAGGGCCAGCCAGGGGCGUGGCGGGAUCAACCAAGCGGGGCUAUGGUGCAAGGAGGCAGUACCCAACGGCGAGGUAG
Patiria miniata (bat star) is the source of this 771-nucleotide messenger RNA. RefSeq names its product probable serine/threonine-protein kinase samkC. The transcript has 7 exons. The record is from RefSeq and is a predicted model, not a curated record. Bases 1 to 771 code for a protein of 256 amino acids. NCBI's taxonomy places the organism in Eukaryota, Metazoa, Echinodermata, Asteroidea, Valvatida, Asterinidae.